AUGAAACGUAGAGAUUCACUAGCCUCCUUGUUCACUGGCCACAGUGCGAAAAUACUUUCUUGGGAAGAGGAAGAGCUCCUGUCUGAUAGCGAAGAUGUUGAAGAAAGACUCUCACCAUCUGAAGAGUCAAACCAAACUUCACUCGUUGACGAUCCUUCAAAGAUCAGCAGCACUAUUGUGUCACAUGAAAACCCAAGAAAUGAGUUAGAAAUUAUGAAUUUGACCAAGAAAAUCAACAGAAAGAAAGGAAGCCCAGAAAUAAUUAAUUCCUUAUCAUCUUUGAGCAAUCUUUUUUCCCGGGUUGCGAGGCCGCCAAAGAGUCCGACAACAGAAACUGAAUGUGCUAUCAAACAACGGAGAAAACUCUCGUCUAAUGCAGUCCAGGUAAGAGAAAGACCUCUUAUCUUAAGUUUCUCUCAGCAAAAAUUUGACUCACUUUUUAAUUGUAGUUUUUGUUGUCAUUAUCGCCAUCGUUGUUGUUUUGGCGCAUUCAGGAGGGAACCGGGCUAUGUAGUUUGUUUGUUUGUUUGUUUGUUUGUUUUGAAUUGUCUGUUAUAUCAGGGCCAGGAGGUUUUCAGCGGUGAUAUCACAAGUUUACUGAUCUUACAAAUAACCAAUUUUAGAGCCAUGAACAAUCAAUCUACCUUUCACAAUUUCUUUACCUAAUUCAAUGGUGUAAAAUUUAUAAUUACUCAGACCACCUCAUUACAGUUUAAAUUCCUUGAAACAGGAGGAAACAACGCGAACGAGUUCUUUUAGCUUAAUGAUAUAUACUGCCACUUUGGGGUUAAAUGGCAUCUUUAGAGCUUUAUUGAUACUUUGGAGAAAGAAGUGGUGGAGUAAAAUUUGCUAAUUUUCAAUAACUCUUACACUGUAAGAGACAAUCAGAGACAAAUCUCCCACAGAUCGUCCCAGGUCAUCGCGUCCAUGGUGACUGCGAAAAAACUGGAAAUGCCUGUUGACGGCUUCUUCCGCUCGCGAAGCUGCCAUGUUGUUGGUGGAUACCUUCUCGUAACCUAAAUGAUAUAUUUAAGGAUUGACAACCAGGUUCUAGACUUGAGAUAGAAAAUGGUGCUAUUUGAGGACCAUUUUUGGGUGUGUUUAUCAUUUGAAAUUAGUGUUUUCCAGCGCAUCGUCGAUGUAGCUGCUUGACAUCCGGAGCGUGAUGUUACAAUAAUUUCUUUCUUUAUUUUCACGGCUUUCAGGGGGAAAGAAAUGCUGGAUUCGACGUGCUCUAUCAUAACAUGAAAUAUGGAAACAAUGCAAGUUGUAAGCUUGUUGAAUUUUUACGCGAAAGGUGGGCACAAUGUUUGGCUAAAAUUUUGUUCGUGAGAACUUUGUGGUCGAGAUGUGUUUAAUGUAUGAUUAUGAGCAAUUUCAAAUUCUACCUUCGACUUUCAGAUCUGCUGUAGAGGAAGUCUAUGCUAAAUCACUCCUGAAAUUAGCGAAAUCUGCAACUCAAGUGACACAGCUAGGGUAAGUCAGAGGAAGCUGUCCAUGUUAAUGUUGUUCGUAAUGGAUUAAAAAAUUUUGUGGUUUGAAAUUGUUGUGCUUUCGGAGGACGGGAGCUUGAAAUUUUUUACCGAUAUAAGCUCUUGCUUGUCCAUGAGUGCGUAAUGUUAUCCUACAGGGUUAGCGAAGUUUAGGCGGGGAAAAGUGGCUGUUUCUCCCCUUACUGUAGAAAUUGUAUCAUAAUAGAAACCAAAAAUUAUAAAUUAAAUUUGAAUGUGUUUUAAAAUAACCACAAUGGGCUGUCAUACUCCGUGCGAAUUUAUUCUGUUUAUAUCAACAACUUUGAGCAAAAUACCGUAUUUGGAAACCGUAGUUGACCAGUUUAACUGAGACUUUCGCCCUUUACACCAAAUCCACUAGCUUUUUAUUAUUUUCUGAAUGUUGUUUAUUUCUUUGUGGUAUGCUCGCACAUCAACUUUGGUAGAAACGGGCCAAUUUCAAAACCUCGGUUGCAGUAAUCCAGGUGAAUUCUCAGAUUCUUACAGGGUGAACUAAUGAUGAUUGUAAUAAAAUAUAUUUUUUAUCGCUUUAUCUACAUCUAGUAGGAAAAAAAACCUUUUUAGAAGAUUUCUCAGUACUGUUUUCCCUUGUCUGUGUCUGAGAACACACAUUGAGGACAUAAGUACACAUAUUGUUGUUUUUUGUUGUGGACAUUCAAUUACAGGGAAGAGAUUUCUUUCCUUUUAGCUCUUUAGAAAUAUUUAAAUGUGGUUAAUAAGUUUUAUGUAGAUAAAUUUAAUUUGUGAUGUCCAUUGUUGAAGCAUGUAUGGCUCAAAGAAAAUAUUCUGCCAAACAGUGAGUGAGAUAAGAAACACUUUCAAUUGUAGAUUUUGAAAUAAGACAGAUUCAAACUUAGGCUGUCAUCAGUAAUGUAUUGGUUGAAACCUAUCCUAAAAUAUGAUUUGUGUAACAGUAUUUAAAAAUAUCUUCACAUGGUAGUUCUAUGGUAGGGAUUACAGUAAAUCAGCAAGAAACUGUUUGGUGAAUAUAUAACCCAGAAAGUCCCAACUAAUGCUAUCAGAGAGGCUUUCAUAUUAUAAUAACUUUACAAGUGUUGUGUUCUGUUGUGACAAAACAUGACCUUGGGGUAUCUAUUACAUGUAUAGUACCAAUAAUAUAGCAAGCAUCUUCUGGGUGACCUCUGGUGGAGGAAUAAAAUAUCAGAGAUUUCAAAAAGUGAAUAUUACUAGGGAGAAUUUCCAUUUUUGGUUUCAAACCUCAUUCACCUUAAGUGCUGAGGUUUCAAUAAGGUUUUUAACUAAAAGGCAAAAACUACACAGUAGGUGGCUUAUGGAAGUUUGAUCCUUACUCCAGCUUUGUUAAUUACAGAGGAAAUAGGUGGCAAUUUUGCAUUACAUAGAACAGGAAUUUUGCUGGUUUUUGCCAGCUCUUAUGGAAAUCCUGGUUUAUAUUUUAGAAAAUUUCACCAUUUGAGGCAAUUUUGUAUCAUGGCCAUCUCUUAGUCAGGUCAGAGAAGGUGGCCUUUCACAGCAAGAUUGGAAUCUGUGGCCCAAUUUCUACUCUUUCUCAAGCUGAGAAAGUUUAAAGGGUUUUUCUCUAAGAAGGGGAAAUUGAAGCUAGGACAAUCUAUAUGUGCAAUGAUGUAGCUUUUGAACCUACAUGUAGGUUUGCCUGAUUUUGCAGAAGAGUUUGAAAUAUAGUCAUCACCAGUUAAGUUUAGAAUAUUCAUGCAAAAAAGCACAAGUUUCCAAUCGUCUUGUAUAUGUAUGUGUGAAAAUGUUCAAAAUUGAAAUGAAAAGUCUGGGUAAUGUUUUUCCAUUCAAUAGCAGACCACAUGUUUGAAAAAUACAUUUUAAGAAAUUUACAUAAUUGUAUUUUCUGCUGUUCAGAAGGCAAUCCAGUUAAUAAAUGGCUAUAAUGGUUGCAAACUGGCAGGGAUUAGUAUACAGCUGCUUUCUGCCUUAAUUAGUCCUAAUAAAAUUCUAAAAUGGAACAAACAUUUCAUUUUUGUUUCAACAAAAAAACAUUUAAAAAAAAUACAUUUCAUACAAUGUUUAUUGAAAAUAGUUCUGAACUGGAAUAUAAUUAUUUCUGCUGUUAGGAUAAAAAGCCUAGAAUCUGUAACACAAAGCCAAAUUGACAUUUCUUUUUAAAGAGCUUAAUAAAAAAAAAAGUCUGUUUAAAAUAAUUUCAAACUUUUGCUGGAAGUGAAAAUUUAAAAAAUAUAUCAAAUAUCAUAUUUUAAAAUAUUUCUCAGUCUAAUGAAAUUAUGAAAUGUGUAAAAGAUUACCAAGUAUCUGUUUAUCUGGGCAUCACCAGUCAGAAUGUUAGAUAUUAUGAUAUAUUUGAUAAGAAUGAUAAAUGAUGCUGAAUUGUUACUCCGUAAAUCUAGAAUUUUAGUAACUGCUAUAAAAGUGUUGAAGAAAGGUUUUAAAUUACUUUAAGAGACAUAUUGAAUUACUAUGCAACUUUGGUUUUUUGUUGAUUUAAAGUUUCAAUCACAUUUUCUUUACUGAUUUAGGGAAAAAUGCUGCAGCAUGUGUAAACUUGCUGCAACAAAAUCCCCAUUAAUUAAAGCAAUGGAAAUAAUGUCCUCUUUUUUCUGAUUUGCAAAUGUGAUAUUAUUUAUAUUUUUCAGCACCUUUGAGCCUCUCUGGGGAGUCUUACGGGUUGCAACCGAGAAGCUUGCCAAUGCACAUUUACAAGUUGUUACAAGAUUUCAAGAUCUUAUCAAAGACCUCAAGGAUUAUGGUGACAAGCAAAAAGAAAGACACAAACAGGUUGAUUUUUUAUUUAUUGGAGUGUAAACUAUAUGUGCAUGUGAUCAACAAGAAGAUUUAAAGAUAAAAUUUGUGUGAAUGGUUGGAACCUGUAAUGAAUGAAUGAAAGUGUUUACAAAAUAGUUAAUUUGAUCAUCAAGUUGAUACUUCCAAUGAGAGAAGUCCUGAAAAGGACUUGUGGCUGGCAGUGACUGAUGUUAUGUUAAAUCAACCAAGAAGACAUAUGGCAGUGGAGUGAUUUAACUCAAGUUCUCAAGUGAUAUUGAUUCAUGAGGACUUACAUUCUGGUUGUUAAAACCUCUGUGACUGUCAUAGACAACAAUACUAUUCAGGAGUAAUCCCACCUACUAUCAGACUACAAUGGUCAACUUGUACUUCUGGGUUUAAACUGUCCACUGCUAAAGAGUUCCUCCAGGAAAUGGUUUCCAUCACUUGCGUGUGAUGGGGAGGGCUUGUAUUUUAUCUACAUAUAUUCCUAAUCAGUUAGGAUGCUGCUUGGAAACUUAAGAUUUAAAUGUAGGCCUCAACUUCAGUGAUUUUGGCAAGAAUAUUUCUUUGAUUUGGAGUCAGGAUGUUGUGAUGUUGUGGUUUCUCAUUCAAAAUAAUGAUAACCUUACAAAUGAAUAAAAUUUCUUUUUUGUUAAAAAUUUUACCUUUCCAGUAUAAGGAAGAGUUUAGCAGCACAGCAGAGAUUGUACAGACCAUACAAACAAUGACAGCCAAUCUAGUCAAGGUAAUGAUCAUUAACAACAUAAUUUUUUUCAUGAAUACAAGAUUUUACAGAUUGAUGAUACAACAUGUGUCCUUCAAAUUUCUCUGCUUAUCGUUCUACUGUUUGAUGUUAUUUAUAACACUUAUAUUAACUCAGUCAUAUAUUUUUUUUCCUCUGUGUGCACAGGCCAAGGAGGCUUACUAUGCCAGGUGUCAAGAAGUUGAAAAAUCGAGAAAAGAUGGAUCUGGUACAAAGGAUGUUGAAAAGGUUUGUUAACCCUUAAACUCCCACGAGUGACUAGGACAGAAUUUUCCUUACAGUAGUAAUUUAACAUCAAGCAGACAAUUAAUGAGAAUAAUUAUAACUAAAUAUCAAUUUGGGGAAUAUUAGUGUUGUCCUAUACUUUGUGUAAACUUUAAGUACAGCAUAUUGUAGCCCUCUCAGUUUUUGGAGUUGUACCCUGAAUUUGUCUUUUCUUUAACCCUUUUUCUUGUAGGAGUGAUCAAUGAAUGUCGAAUGUUGAAUGUCUUGACAAUGUUAGUACAUUGUGAAGUAGACAGGUUAUAAGGAAAAAGAAAAUAUUUCACAGGGGACUUUGUUUGAUAUGACUUAAAAUUCUUACAGUCAGCCAAGAGGGAAAUGUAUAAUCACUAAUUGGGAGAGUAAACUUUGAAAGAGUUUAGUCUAACUUUUGCUAUUAUUAUCUGUAUUUUGUUUCCAAAAAUUGCAGGCUGAAGCAAAAAUGAAGAAAGCAGGUACUGCAAAGCUCUUGAUUUAUUCCUCUCAUUUUUUUGCCAGAUUCAGGCUUUUCUGAUGAAAUGUGAUGUAAAACAACAGGGGAACAUCCUCUAUGACUAAAUAGAACAUGACUAAAUAGAACUAAAUAUUACAUAUCUUUGUGUACCCAGGUACUCAUGAUAGUAAAGUCCAGACACAGUCUUUGCAUGUUUUUCACACCUAUUUAUCUUGAAAAUGUCAUAUGCAAUUGAAAAGAAAGUGAAAAUUUUUAGAAGGUGUUUUCACAUGCUUUAUGGCUGGUGUGUGAAGCCUACACAUAAAAAAAGUUGGAUUCACACUUGCUUGUGAGAGCCUCAAAAGGGAUUUGAAUGAACCCCUUUUUUUAAACUGUAGAUAGUAAAUUGCAUUUUUUUAAUGACUUUGUGAGUGUAGGUACCAGUCAUUUUUAAUAAAUGUCAUUUCAUAUGGUUUGUGGAUAAGUGUUAUAACCUUUUCCCCACACUUGUAGGAACUUUCUUAUAUCUGUUGUUCACUGCAUGUUUGUUUAGCUGAAGAGUAUAAACUUCUUGUUGAAAAGAGGGAAAUAAUUAGAAAUGACUUUCAUGACAAGAUGGUGGAUGCUUCCAAGGUAUGAAUUCACAUGAUUACUGUAUUGAUGAUCAUUGUCAUUAUUAUUAUUAUCAUUAUUAUUAUUACAAUCAUCAUCAUCAUGAUCAGCAUGUGAUUCUCUUCAGCUCUUUCAUCUGCCAGCUGGGUGUUUCAUUUUACAUCUCAGCUCCUACCAGCAUGUAGAGGUUCAACACCUUUCUAUUAAUAUGAAUUGUCACCUGAAUCUGGGGCACUUUCAUUAAAGUAGGGAGUGCUGAGUACUCACUCUCUCUGCAAAUUCAGGCAGUCUUUUGAGAAUAUUCCAUGAGCCCCCAUAACCACAGGCAACACUUAUGUUUUCUAGGCUUCUAUUGGUCUAGAGUGGGAAAAAAAUGCAUCAUGUAAGUGAUGGCAUGGAAAAUGGAGAAAAAGAGAAACUCCCUUGUAGAUGCAUUGGUAUCAAUGCACCAAUAUGUUAGCUUUCUUGAAUCAACAAGUUUACAAGGCGGUUUUGUGGUUGCUUAUUUCUGAUUCAAUAGUACUGCCAUCUUUAUUAGAUAGUGAUGUCUUCAAAGUGAAUUUUGAAGAAGUUUAGGUCUGUUUUACUUUGUAGAAAUUCCAGAAGCUUGAUGAGGAACAUUUGAAGGUAAUAAUUGCCUACCUUGAACAGUACAUUGACUCACAGAAGUCAGGGCAAGUUUUCAUAGAAGAGGUAUGUUUUUAUCAUUUUUGCUCCUUACAGACAAAGGUGUCUUUCUUUCAUCCCUUGCAUGAGUAAAAUUGCACUUUUCUACCAAGUAAACAUGUACUGCAUUUUCUUGAUACCUUAGGUCUACAAGGAGUUCUUGGGGCAAGUGAAGGCAUUAACAGUACAUCAUUUGUUGGAUCAGUUUGUGAGGAGCAAGGGUACUGGAAAAGCUAUUCCAGGUAGAUGCCUUUGAAGUUGAAAUUUCAAUUCUUAUAUCAGUACUUUCUUACCUUAAUAUCUUACUCGUGUAAAUUAUGAUAAGCUGGCUUUAAUCUUCUAACAUGCAUUAUUGCUCUUACGUCAUGUAGAUUACAUAUUCUUAGGUUGUUAACCCUUUCAAUCUAAAGAAAGUUGGAAUUUCUUCUUACAAUAUCAGUACCUUGUCAGGCUGAAAAGUGGUGAGCAGAAAAAAAAGUCAUCAACAGAAUAAUAGAUUUAUUGCAAUUCAAUUUACAAUAAAUUGAAAUGUCUCUUUGACACUUCCCUCUUAUAUUUCACUCUGAAAAACAGACACCCUAGUAACCAAAAAUUACUUUUGUGUCCCAUUCGGGAAGAAUGGGACACAAAAGUAAUUUUUAAGUAAGACUUAUUUUUCAAGUCAUGUAAUCUGUAAAAUUUGAUGUUGCCCUCUUUUGCAGGUGUUAUAACAUUUGAGGAGUACACUGGACAAGCAGAAGGUGCUAUAACAAACAAUCACUCACCCAGCUUAAAUGCACCCAAACACCAUCAUCCAUCAGGUAUUACUUAAAAAAAAAGUGUGUGUUACUUCUAUGAGAAACUGUAAAUCCUGCCAAGAAAGAAUGGAAAAUGAGAGAGGGUGACAUAGAUACUUUUUUGUGUUGUAGGAUUUCCAAUAACACUGAAGAGAAUGGAAAAGAAGAAAAAGAAAAAGAAGGCAAAGAAAGAGAAAUCUCAAAAUGGUUCAGUGUAAGUUAGUGUACCAUUACAAGACUUGGAAAAUUUUCUAGUUAAAGCACACUUCUUUGUUGAAUGUUUUUUCAGUCUUCUUCACUAAUUGUUAUUAUUUUUUUAAAAGUGACUCACCUUCAAGUGAAGGAGGGGAUGUGGUAAGUUUUCGCCUCACUUCAUGAUAUGUAAUCAUUUUUUUCCUUGAUUUGAUCACACUCCACCAAUGUUUGUGAAGAAAGAUCAGCAAAGUCAUUACAUAUGUUGAAUUGUUGAAAACUGAGGUACUUAAAAUUCUGCAAGUUUCAAGUGAUACAACUUUCUGUGGGACAGUUCAUUGUUAGAGUAAUGGAUUAUUGUGAAUUGUAUGUAUAAUCUCUUUUUGAUUUCCUUUUACAGUCAUCAUCAUUUGAAGUAGAUGAAGAGGGAUACAGAAUAAGACCUCCUGAUUCAGAAAGUAUCCUUGUAUUAUUGACUUCAAGAAAGUAAAGACUUUCAUGGGAAGAUAUGAUCAUUGCAUGAUAUUUGUAUACUUAUAUAAAUUUUGAAUCUGAAGUAUUUCAUGCCAGUGUAUAAAAUGUACUUUUUUUGUGACCUCUUUUCUUCUUAAUUCAUACCAAGGAACAACAAAUAAUGGAAUGAAGAGCAGUUGAUAUCUAUCAAAACAAUAAAAAACCAAGAGCCACACUUGUUAGCAUCUAUUACUACUGUGUGCUGUUAGUGAAUUUCUAUUUCACUCUAUUCAAAUAUAUGAUUUUUUUCCCAUAUUUGUAUUUGAUCUCUCCUUGAUAAUGACCUAGGUACCAAAUCAGGGGGGAAUAGUUCAUCUUCUGAUUCAGAUUCAGACGAUGGUAAGUCUUUUACUUAAAUGGAGUAACACAAGUGUGCCUUAGUCUGCCUUUUGAAAUCCUUGUCUGAAAUGAAAAAUCCUUAGCUGAUUAUCUAGCAAGGAAAAUAUUUUUCAUCCAAUCAAUACACAUUGAGUCUUGCAAGACCAGAUUCAGAACUUUGUGGAUUAUUGUUAUUAUUACUGUACAUAGAGAUAUGAAAUUGUUGAUGUUUUGAUCAGAAAACAAGGUAACCAUGAACUCUCCCAGUCUACCUUUUGUCCCUGAGAGUGACCAGCAUCUAAUUUCUCCUUACAUUAUCAUCCCAGAAUCAUUUAUUAAGGUCACAAGAAUAAAAGAAAUAAUCACCCGACUAAAGAAGCUCUUGAUUGUCAAGCAAAUUCUCCUUGCUAGCACCUUAGGAAAUGUGUAGAGAUAGGAAUGGAGAAUAUGAUUACCAAUGUAAGGGUGUGAAGGGUUAAGUGUGUUAGAACAUGGCUUGAGCUGAGAAUAUUCAGCCAUCAGAAUUACUUUUUGAUGUAAUAUUCAGCAAUGACUGCUAAUUUUUUUAUUUGUUUCAUGAUGGUUGCCCUAACCUAUGUUGAACUUAUUAAAAUAAUUUUUCUAUUUCAUCAAGAUGAGCCUCGAAAACUGCAAGUUGUUAUAAACCCAGUGGAGGCUGAUAAGGUUCCACAGACAGCUUCAGUUGAUGAAAUAAAGAAAAUUACUGGAACACUUAGUCUUUCUUCACCUUCAACAAUGGUUAGUUUUCUUUUUUUCAUAAUCCUCUGAUGGGAAAUCUAUUGUUCAAGUCGAAAACCAAAAAUGCGUUUCCUGAUAAAAUGAGAUUCUUGCCCAAUAGCCCAUCAAAAUUUUGCUUUGUAAGUAUUUCCCAUGAAGCACAUUUAUAUUAGUUUACACCUACAUGAUCAUUUAUUUUUCUUUUUGUUUCUCCUUUCAGCGUAAAAGUUUAAGUUCUUCAUCAGGUAAGUUGAUGAUAUCUUGUUAAAUUUUUUGCUUUGAACAUUGGAGACAUGGUUUCUUACAAACAUGUUUUUUGUCUCUAGGUGAAGGCAUGAAGAACAGAUCCAGGUCUUCAAGCCAUACUUCAAAUAUUAAAUCGUGAGAAGAUUAUGUCUUUCCUUGUAUGCAAUUACUACAGCUUCCCCCACAGUUAGGGUUAUUGAAAUUUCCAUGUACAUGACCAAACUUAACUUUUGGCACCAUGUUUUAUUGUUAAUUGGUUUUCCCAAGCCGCAUUAAUUUGUUGUUCAUUGUAUCAUUAUGCCGUAUUAUAUACCAUAUCAAAUUUUGCACACUUAUCCAUUGUCUUGCUUUUCCAACAGGUCACGUUCAAGUGAUGAUUUGCUUGACAUAGAUUUUAGUCAAACAAGUUUUGCUAGUAGUGAUUCUAUGACAUCUGGAUCACAAAGAAAUUCACUUCAACUCUCCCAAAAUGGCACUUCAAGUAUAAUUGACCCAGAACCCAACACACAAAGUUCUGGAGACUUAAGAUCAUUAGCUGGGGCUUUGCCGUCAUCUACAAGCUUAGGUAUCACUGUUCACAAGUUUUACAUGUUGUGUUGUAUACUUAAAAGGUGGCUUUGAACAAAUUGUUUUUCUUCCAACAAAGUUUAUAAGGAUCUCACGGUGAAUAAAGCAAGGUAAACAUUGCCAAUGACUAUAAAAGCUUCAGGCGCAAACAAGUUAUUGUGUGACAACAUCCCUGUAAAGACUCAUCAGGUCAAUCGGUCAGAUUUUUUUAAGAAAACUUGGCUUUCUAGAAAAGGUCUUUAGUGAAAAAACAACUCUCUUUAUUUCCAACAAAGUUUAAAAGGAUCUCAUGGCGAAUAAAGCAAGGUAAACAUCACCAAUGACUAUAAAAGCUUUAGACAUGAACAAAUUAUUGUGUGACAACAACACUCUAAAGACUCAUCAUGUCAAUUGGUCAGAUUUUUCAAAGUAAUUUUGGCUUUCUAGAAAAGAUCUUUUGUAAGAAAACAAUUCUUUUUAUUUCUAACAAAGUUUAUGUGGAUCUCAAAAAAAGCUUGGAUCAUUGGCAACCAACACUUUACAGUGUUGUUGUCACACAAUAACUUGUUCAUGUUUAAAGCUUUUUUGGUCAUUGGCGAUGUUUACCUUGCUUUAUUCGUCUAGAGAUCCUUAUAAACUUUGUUGGAUAUAAAAAAUAAUUUUUUUUACUAAAGAUCUUGUCUAGAAAGCCAAGUGUUUUUUUUUUAAAUCUAACUGCUUAUUUGCUUUGAGAUCCUUAUAAACUUUGUUGGAAAUUAAAAGAAUUAUUUUUUACGAAAAAAAAAUCUGAUAGAUUGACAUGAUGAGUUUUUACAGUGAUGUUGUUACCCAAUAACUCGUUCACGUUUGAAGCUUUUAUAGUCAUUGGCAAUGCUUACCUUGCUUUAUUUGCAUUGAGAUCCUUAUAAAUGUUGUUGGAAGAAAAAAAAAAUUUUUUUACUUAAGAUCUUUUAGUUUUCUAUAUGUUUAACUUCUAAUAAGUUGUACCGGAUUAAAGACCAACUCGCUAAUGUCUCUAUUCGAUUUUAUAUGUCAGUGAGUUGGCAUUAGCGAGUUGAACUGUCAGUGACUUGACCAUAAUUCCUUAGAGUGACUGGCUUCUAAUGCCUCACCCAUACAGUAUCACCUUUGAAUCAACUGCUACUUAAUUACUACUAAAUAUAUUAUUUUGAUAAUAUUUUACUAUGACUAACUCAAACUGUGAGUGGAGUUAAACUGCAUGCCACUAUCAUAACAGAGAUGGAUAUUGUCCUGUCUAAUUCACUGAAUGAUCAUUUCCAAUGUAGAUUCCAGUGAAAAUACAGAAGCAGAAUAUUGUGAUAUUCCUCCCCUGCUGCCUGCCAAAAAGGGAAGCAUAGUUCAGGAAGAAUCUUCCGAACCUCCUCCUCCCUUACCAGCCAAGAAGGGGGCAGGUACAGUUAACAAAGUAGCAGAAAAUGACUCGUCAGUUGCUGGAGGUAUGAAGUUUGAUUUAAAAAGUCUAGGAAAGGACUUAUUGUGGUCAUUCAUUCAAUUUGAGCAUGUAUAUACAAAGCAAGUUAAAAUCAAAUGUUUCUCAACAGUGUCAGAGACAAGUCCAAGUGAUACAGGAAUCAUGUUUCCAACAGGAUCUACUCCAGCAAGUGACAGCAGUAAUUCUUUGCUUCUCCUCAAGCCACCUCCAGGAACAGAACUCCCUCGUUCUGCAUCUGUUGGUAGUGCAGUACCAAGACCAAGACCACAGGUAGGUAUUUGAUGAAAAAAAAGGUUUUUGUGGGUUUGGUGGUAGAAAUAUGAUUAAGAGUGGCCUUUUUUAACUUUUUUGUUGCAAUUUUUUUUUCUUUUUCUUUUUUUUCUAGCCACGGCCUUCUGGUUCAUUGUUGUUUCCUCCUGGUCAGACAAACAAGCCACCUUCAUCAACAUCAUCAUCAUCUACAACAUCAUAUUCAGCUGAGCUGUUUAGCUGCUUGGCUGACUUUACACCAGUAACUACUAGCAGCACAGAACCUUCUGAUUCACAAAACAGUUCCCUCCCUGGUGAACAUGGCAAUCCUAAUAGCCCUUCAAAACAACCUGUUGUAAGUUACAUGGGUUCAACAUCAAGUACUGGCCAACAGGCACUCAACAGAGCUACAACAUCAUCUUCUCUUGGAAGCUCACAAGAAAAUGUACCUGCCCUAGUGAGGUCCAAAACAGUAGGAGGACUCCCCACCAUGUCGAGCGUGGUGUUUGCCAAAGGGGCAGCUAGUACUGUCCUAGGUAAAAAGGAUGAUAGUCUUCCUAUUGCAGUGGCAUUUAUUGAGUCUGUGAAUGCAUUCUUUAGAGGAAGUGAUCAGAGCAAGUGAGAACUUUAUUUGUUUAUUUUCUUUUCUUAUUGUUUAUAUGUUAUGUCAAAUGCAGUUUCAUGGGUUUUGAUAAGCAAUGUAGUAGCAAGGGGACAAAUUAACUUAACAGAAAGGAUACUAUAUGUAAAUUCUUAAUUUCUGACUAAAAAAGGGUUCAGGUCAUCGAAAUGUAGCCGUAGAAUUCUGUUGUAGCUCAGGAAUUCUCUGACUUCUCUGGCACCAAAUGAACAACCUGAUUUUCCAAUUAUAGGCUCCACUUUCAAGGAAAUGUUAAUAUAGUGAAAAAAAUGGGCUGAAACUUUUUGAUUGUCAAUUCAAAUGAAACUGAUGGAAAUUUUCAAAGGAGUUUGUCUUUGGUUUAAUUUUGUUUGUCCAAUGUUGGUUACACCCUCUUAACUGGUCUGUUUUGAGCAUGCACGCUCACUCAUUUCAAUACUUUUGGAUUUGACAUCAGAUUUUUUUGACACAUUCACUGUCACCAUGGGCCUCAAUGAUUGGGCAGUGGUCCUAGAUUAAAAUGAAAUUCAGGCUAGAAUGAUUUCAAACUAAGCUGACUUGUGUUUUUUUGUGUAACAAUUAUGAUGGUUAAAAAUCAUAUCCAGGGAUGAAUUUUGUAAGCUUUGUUAUAAAAUUCUUAAUUCUUGUAUUGUCAGGUGUAUGGUGAAGGUCACAGGUGAUAUUACUGUAUCAUUUCCAGCCAGUGUACUUCCGCUCAUUUAUGAUGUAGAAAAUGCUCCAAUGCUUAGUUUCCUCAUACGUGGAACAUCAUGUCUUGAGCAGAUCUUACCAAACAAGGCUUUGAUUAAUAGGUAUGUCUGAAACUAACUUUGCAAGGUAAGGAUACAUUUGUUGGAAAAAAAAAUAUAUUAACCCCAAGUAUAAAUUAUAUUAUCUGAUAGACUUGAGAUAUGUGUUGAAAAAGCCAAUUGAAAGGAAAGAACUGUCUAAAAUUUAUUAUUAUUUGUGUUUUGUAUUCAGCAAAGGACAGCUAAGUGGUGGUGAUGGUGUCACUUAUGAUUUUAAUAUGGCUUCUCUGGCUGAUCAUCUCAAAAAACAAUCUGAACAAGGAGCAAGUACCCAUUACAAUAUUGAAAUUAUCAAAUAUGAGGUAGGGAUGAACUUUUUUAGCUAUUAACACUUUACACCCUAACAUCAGUUUGCAUAUUCUCCAUGCUGUUCUCUAGAAAUUUUCUGAGGUGCUGCUGAGGAGAAAGUGUUUUACAAUCAAGAGCUUCUUUAGUUAUUGAUUGUUUUCUUUAUUCUCAUGGGUGAUAUUUUGAGGAGAAAUUGGAUGCUAGUCUUUCCUAUGGACCAAAUGGAAAAUAGCUAAAUUUCAAAACUGUGACGCUAUUAGUUAGUUUUAUAAGUAGUGAUGUGUGACUUCUAUAUCCCAAAUUUGGAGGUUUAAUGCAUUGAUUCUUUAUUUUUGGACAGAACAUUGAAGUUAUUAAUUUGUUGAAGUAUUCCCUGAAUCUCUGAUUAAUAGUUCAUUGCAUGUGAUAAGAAGCUGAUAUUUUGGCAAAUCCUUUCACUGAUAAUGCUCUGCAUUUGUAAAGUAAACAAGUCUCUGUUGGUUAUUGUUUGAUUCAACUUGUUACUAAGUGUUUGUGUAAUUUUUAGGUCAGAACAAAUGGCUUUUCAACAACUCCCCUUCAGCUGUGUAGUUACUGGAAAUGUGAGGAGGAAGCAACAGAUCUAAGGGUUGAUUAUCGCUAUAAUCCAUCCUGUAUGUCAGCUCCUUGUUCAAUUAGCAACUUAUCUGUGGUGGUACCUAUGAAUGGUGGAGUUACCAUCAUGCAAUCCAAGCCAUCGGCUACUUGGUAAGUGAUAAGCAAACAAUUCUUUUUUCCAUAAAGGCAGUCUUAAUGAUCAGGGAGAGAGGGGAUAAGAGGAAAGGGAACACCUAGUUGAGGACUCCCUUAGGAUCAGGAUAGGAGUCCUUUGUUAGGAUUUUAUGUCCACUGAGACAAUGAUAUAGGAAGAUUGUGUUGGGGUCUGAACAAAAGUUUUUGUCUAUAUUUUAGUGUUUCAUGUGGUAGAUUUUGUUAUUGUCUGUUGUACUUACUAGAAGAUAGUUAGUGUAAGUGAAUGCCCUUGAUGAUUGAGUAAUGAAUUUAUUUUAGGUCUGCUGAACACCAAAGAGCAUUUUGGAAACUGCAAGAAGUUUCUAACACAUCAGAAACUCAAGGUGAUCAAUCAUGAAAAAUCCUAUUUUAAUUAAUUAUAUUUCUUCCAAAAAAUAAUGGGCUGGUACAAGCCAGUGGCUCAAUUCAGCCUUAUAUUUUGAUUUGAUUGUUUUUUCUUGUGUUUAACUCUAAUAUUUUACACAAUAUUGAUUUCAACUUCUCAAAGGUAAAUUGCAAUUUUUUCAGUUCUAAGUCAAUAAGUGCCACACCAGAGUUGCAAAACAAACUUAAUAAAGCCAGCAGUAAUUUGUUGAGCAAAUAUGGUACUUUAAUUUUGACUUUUAUUAUUAUUAUUAUUAUUAUUAUUAUUAUUAUUGUUAGGUACACUGAGAGCAAGGUUUGAUUUAACACAAGGUCCAAGUACACCUUCACGAAUUGCUGUUCAGUUUACGUGCAAUGGUGCUACAAUUUCUAAGUUGAAUUUUGAGUUGAGAUGUCAAGAAUACAAACUAUCUCUUGUUAAAAAGAGGUUUACAACUGGUAGGUUGUAG
Molecule: messenger RNA, 15306 nt
Organism: Pocillopora meandrina
Lineage: Eukaryota; Metazoa; Cnidaria; Anthozoa; Scleractinia; Pocilloporidae
Source: the annotation of a GenBank genome assembly